Molecule: messenger RNA, 7313 nt
Organism: Schistosoma margrebowiei
Lineage: Eukaryota; Metazoa; Platyhelminthes; Trematoda; Strigeidida; Schistosomatidae
Source: the annotation of a GenBank genome assembly
AAAAUAAGCGCGGUUGGUUUGGAUGUAAGUAUCAGCAUGCAGAAUGAAACGUUGGCAUUGGGAGUAAUAAAGUCUGUACAAAAACUAUACCUCGAGGUGCAGUUACCCCACGGAUUUUUGGGCCGAGUUAACAUAUAUGAUGUGAGUGAUAAGUAUACUGAACUUUUGAGGGAGUCUGCGGAGACUGGUAUCAUACAGGAUGAUCUUGUUGAACUUUCGGAUAUGUUCAAAGUUGGUCAGACUGUGAGAUGCUUUAUUAAGGAAGCUGACAGUAGCCGUGGGAGUGGUUCCACUAAAAGAUAUCUCGUCUCAUUAAAUCCGAAAAUGGUGAAUAAAGCUGUAAUAUCCAAGCAUGUUAAACCUCAUAUGGUAUUUGUCGGGUCUGUCGUUAGCGUGGAGGAUCACGGUUAUAUAGUAGAUGCUGGUGUUGCUAGAAUGAACUGUUUCUUACCCAAAGACCAAGUUGAUGUUAACCCCGAUCUUGGCAGUUUGAUUCCCUUUACUCCAUAUGUGUCAGAUCCUCUGCAGGAUAGUAGCUGUAAACGAGUUUUAAAAGUGACCACUCGUUUGGAUCCGACUUUAUCUCUGUUGAGUCCUGAUUCUCGUGCAAACUUUGACUGCUUGCUCCCUGGUACCUGUCUCCAUGCUUCAAUUGUCAAGAAGGUCACAUCAACCUUAGUUGCAGAGUUUUCAGAACAUUUUAUUUCAAUCUCACGCACGCACUACAUCGGAAACAAAGAAGAUUAUCAAAUAGGAGCCAAGGUUGUUGUUUGUAUCAUAUUGGUAGAUCCCAGUACAAAACAAUUGAUGGGCUCUCUGCUUCCUCAUCUAGUCAAUCCUAUCCCCUCCGUCCUCAACGUUUCGGAGAUGCUCUCUAAAUGUCCUGUUGGUACACGUUUCUCAGGUUCCUUGGUAGAGCGUGUAAACAAACGCGCUGUUCUUGUCAAAUUGCCUAAAACAAAUGGACUCAAAGCAGUUAUCAGAAUACCUAAAACAGGGACAAAAAAUAACGAAAAUUUGAAGUCACUAGUUGUUGGAUCAAAACUGACAUGCCGUUUAACUGAUCAUGACUUUUUAGAGAACGUAGCUGUAGCUACAACAAACAAGAAACUGUUGAGUGUACCGUUUUUGUCUCUUCAUGAACUGAAACCUGGGGAUAACGUUUCGGCUACCGUUAAGCGUUAUUCAAAAACUGGUAUUGUCGUCCAUCUAGAAGGUCGACUUCAUGGACUUAUACCGUAUCUACACACAACUGAUAUUAAUCUUAAGGAUCAUAGAGAGAAAUUUAAAGCAGGAGAAAAAAUUUCUUGUUUAGUUUUACAACUUGACAAAUGUGCCAAUAAAUUGAUUUUAACCGCGAAACCAGGCUUAUUAAAUACUGAACUCCCAAUAUUUGGCAGUCACGAAAUGUAUUCUGCACUGAAAAAUGGCAAUAAAAACCAACUAUUGAUUGUAGGGUUCAUUGUCAAGGUUAGCGAUAAAGGCUUACUCGUUUCUGGUUUGGAUAAUAUUCGUGGAUGGAUACCUAGACGUGAAACUGGACUAGCUGAUGAAGAUAUUUUACAGACAAACUUUUAUCGUGGACAGGUACUGAAGAUGAAAUUUAAACGUGAGAUUAAUACUACAUCCGAAAAUAAAGUAGAAAAAGAUAGUCAAAGCAUACGUUCAAAGUAUAUGCUUUCUUUAAAGUUCCAUUCUAAGGAAACUAAAAACACACAGUCGAUAUUUUUGAACUCCGUGCAAAUUGGUCAGCUUUUCAGGGCUACUGUAAAUCAAGUACAAGACACUGGAAUAUCGCUUAACCUUUAUGACAAUAAAAACAUCAAUAAUACUGUCACACCUGUGCUUGGUACAGGAUUUUUGUCAUUUAGUCAAUUAUCUGAUUAUGAAUCAAAUCAACAACUUCUAAGUCGAUAUGUAAAAAAUAUAAAACCUGGUUCUACACUUGAUUGGGAUCAUUCUGCGCGUGAUGUAGUCGUUAUCGAUAAGGGAAAACAAACUGUCAUUUUAUCUGCUAGACCAACACUAAUUCAAGCAGCUAGUGAUUUGAAAACAAAUACUAAUAUUGAUAUUGAUAUAGUAGAUUCAGAAGCAUCUGACAAAAGGCCUGGUUUCUUAAGAAGGUUUGAUGAAUUACAAGUUGGUAGUCAGUGGUUUGCUUGGGUUUCACAUCACAAGGACUAUGGUGUAUUUGUUCACUUUCCUGCUGGAAUAUAUGGUUUGGCACCGAAGCAUCUUUUAUCCGACUUUCGUGCUCAAUCUAAUACAAGCUGGAGUGAAUUGUAUCCAGUUGGUGCAACCGUAAUUACCAAGAUCGUUGAAGUUACUCCUGAAAAACGGCAUUGUUUGAUAAGCUUGAAAAUGUUUGAUAUAUACAAUGCUAAAGAAUAUUAUGUUGGUGAGGCGAUACACUCAUUAAACUACUAUUUAACUGAAAGGGAAUGGAUUUCGCAGAAACACGAACUAUUAGGUUCUUUUCGUAUUGGUGAUCGUGUUCAUUUCAAAGUUGAAGAAGUGGAAAAUUCUGUAAUUUUUGGUAAGGCAAGUAAACUAUCAGAGAAAAAUCCCACUAAGCAACACACAUGGGUGCCAGCUAUGGUGUAUGUGGCAAAUUCAAAUAAUACGGAUUGUUUAGUUUCUCAGACGUACUCAGGUAUUGUAUGCUUUAUUGAUCAUGAGCAAUCACGGUUGGAAAUUGUCUUAUCCUCCUGGUUGAUGAACAGUAUAAAUACAAGAAAAGAGAAUAUAUCUAGUUGUUUAAAAGAAAAACAACAAAUAUCAUCUGUUGUACUAGCAUGUCGAAAUCGUGACAUAGUUGUUCUUGGUUUACGUGGUCAUGCAGCUGGGCUGUUAGGUGUUGUACCAGCAAGACGUACAUUCAAUGAUGUAGUGGGUGGGAAUGCUUGGGUUGUUGGUCAACGAAAUAAAAUAACUUUUAGACAAUCAUUCCAACAAGAAAACAGUUCAACGAAGUUACAAUUGUGUACUUUAACAAUUUAUGAUCCAAUUGAAGAUAAUCAGAUGAAGACUACUUCAGAGAUACAAAAUAACUCAAACAGUAUAACUAAUGAAGAAAACAUUAGUGGCAUAUUAAAUAAAUCAAGUCUCAUUAAUUUUCAAGCAGGUCAACAAAUUUCUGAUCUCUACUUUGUUAGUAUUUCUUCUCAAACAGCAUUUUUCGCUGUUGGCUCAAUUAAAGGUCCACAUGUAUAUUGUCAUUUGAUCAAUUGGGAUAAUACUGUUAAAUCUAUCAGGGCAUUUUCAAGUCAUCCACCUGAGGCUGGUACAAAAAUUGAAAGGAUUGCAACCGUUUUAUUCUCUUACCUUGAUGAUAAACUAAUUCUUAAACGUAAAAAUACAGGAUUUCGUUCGAAAAUCUCAGAAAUCACUUUCCUUGAUAAACCCAAAGUAUCCGUUGGACAGGUAGUCUGCGCACAGGUAUCCCGUUUAAAAUCCGACUAUUGGACUGUAUUUCUACCUGGUCGUGCUAGUGGACGUUUGCAUGUUACUGAUAUGAAUUAUUCAGAUUUAGAUGUUAAGCCAUUGGAUUUAACUGAAACGUCUAAUGAUUCUGCGUUAUCGUCUUCAUCAUCAAGAAUUUUUAAUAUUCAUGAAAACUCGAACCAAAUAAAAGCACAUUAUUUCAUUACUUGUCGAAUUGUGGAUCAAUGCCAAAAUGUCAAUACGAAUUCUGAUGAUAUCUUUGAUACCAACGAUACCAAUGAAGUUAUAUAUUUCGUCUCUAAUAAAGUUAAACUCUUACGAGAUCCUGUUGAAUCAAACGCUGAACAGCAGUCAGUUAAUAAACUACCUGAUUUUGAUGUACCAGUUGAUGGAUUUGUUAAGACUGUUCGUCCACAUGGACUUGUAUUGUGUUUAUCUCGAACUACGGAUAUUCUAAUUCCAUUUCCCCCCAAUUUGAAAAAUCAACUGAGUAUUUGUGGAAUCCGGUUUAAAGCUGGUGAUCAUCUUCUUGUUUGCCCUAAAAGGCUCAUCAAUGAUAAUCUUGUCGGUGAAUUAGUUUGUGAUAAUUCUAAUAAUUGUGAACAUCUUACGGAGGAUUGUAUGAAUGAGCUUGUUAAAAAAUUACUCAGUGAAUUAUCCACUCAAAAAAAUACUAGUGAAUCACAAAAGCGAGAAUUAAUUUUUUAUGAUGAUUUGAACGAAACAUCUAACAGUUUAGAGUUAAUGAACUGUGAACCUACUUCAAACGCACUUCUGAUUGGUAAAGAGAGUAUACUAAAACAAAGCAAGAAGAAGAAAACCACGACCAAAACAAUAAAAGAACAUACUCAACAACAUGAUGGCAGUCAGUCACGUAAAAGAAGACUAACUGACUUAGAUGAAUCAAUGCAGUCGUCAUUAAAUGAUGAAGAGAUAUUAAACACUAAGUCAACUUUCAUAUCAAAGAAUUCUAAGAAAAAACAACCUCGUCUAGAAGAUGAAACUAAUCUACUUAACAAUAAAUAUAUGAAUGAUGUAAAAACGAAGGUCAAAAGUAAAAAAUCAUCAGAUAAAUCUGUAAAUAAUGUACAGUCAUUUGUAUCUUUGAAUAGUGACAACAUUUUCUCUAAAGAUUUACUUAAACGCUAUGAAAAAUUUAUGUAUCCUAAGAAUGAAAAUGGAUUUGAUGAUGAAAUGCAAACACAUGAAACACUGGAAUCAACAGAUUCAAACAAUGAUGAUCAUUUGAAUAUUAAGAAAAAUGAUAAAAAUGAAAGUCAAGCUGCCAAGGAAUGGCGUUUACGAGAUAUGGAGAUGCGUAAAGCUAUGCUAGCAGAAUUGACCACUGAACAACAAUGUCUUCCUAAGGGACAAUUACAUCCACAAACUACAGAAGAAUUUGAAUUAGCCGUUCGUAAUAUGCCAUCAAAUGAAUUUUGUUGGAUUGCUUAUAUGACACACAUAUUGUCAAGCAAAGUAGAUCAUCAGUCUAUUAACAGUAAUCUUAACAAAGGAGUUAUUGAUGCUAGAGCAAUAGUUGAACGUGGGCUACGUGCUAUAUCAAAUUCUACCAGUAAUAAUCAACUAACCAAACAAUCUCGUUUACUCACAUCGUAUUUAAUUAUGGAAGCGAAAGAAUUGGAACGUCUCACCUGUCUUCAGAAACAACAACAAUAUCAUAUGUCAUCGUCAACAUCUAUGUCAGAUCUAGUAGUAGAAAUCAAUCAUCAGUCAAAACGUGUUUCUCAAUUACUAACCCAAUUGUUAAAUUUAAAUCAAGCUCCGUUUAUUAGAAAAGCUAUCCAUACUCUUUCAGAUAUUGGUCAUCAUACCCGCGCUGAGGAAUUAGCUCGCCGCCAAAUCAAAUCUUGUCCAAACGAUGUUGACCAUUGGCUUUCACUUAUAAGAGUUCGAUUUCGAGCUGGUAAUGUUGAAGCUGCUCGAGAAGCUCAACGAAAUUCGGCCUCGCUGUUAAAAUCGUCUCUUCUUCCACAACUGGCUAUUGGGUGAGGUGUUACAACUUUAUUAUUCUUUUUAAUUUAUUUUCCAUUAUGUUUAUGCAUUUUUUUGUUACUACCUAUUUACUCAAAGUACUAAAAUAAUAUUUAUUACUCACUUUGGAAAAUAGCGGUGUAAAACUCGACAUAAGAACAAAUUAGAUAUAUGUUAAUUUCAUCCUUACCUCUCUUGCGGUAUUGGGAAUGUCUAGGAAGUACUUUCUCUCCACUUCAUUCAAUAAGUUAUCUAUUGAAAUCUGUAUAAUGCGCUAAUUGUUUAUAUUUACAAUUGACUGAUCACUAGGCGGUGACUAAUGUCGUGUAUGCCAAGUCCUUUAGUGUUGAUUGAAUUCUAUCAAUCAAACUGCAAUAUCUCAACUAGUCAAAGUGGCUCAACAUUGCGUUAUCUAUAUUGAGAUUUAAGGUGAUAGGGGGUGAUCGGCAGGAAACCCUGGACCUAGGUUUCUCUCUGUUUGGGACCACCGCAUGAUCAAUCAGUUGUAAAUACAUCUUAGUCCUGUAUGUCAGUCACAGCUUGGAUGUUUUUUACGCUUAUCUGUGUGACACGGUAUCGAAUCCUCCAGGUGUUAUCAGUCCCUUCAAGAGAACAAGCAAACCUUGCUGACGAGUGAUAAAUACCACGAAACCUAGGUAUAUGGUUUGUCGACUACCUCCAACCACUAUCUUACUAGUUGUUUAUAUAGUAUGACCUGCAAUAUAGAUGAAGUUUUAUACUCCAGAUAACGUUCUAAUUUUGUUAACAUACUUCAAAAAGGAAUGGAACAAAUCGGAGUCAAAACUCAUCAUUCGUUCGACUAUUGGCACUUGUUGAUAUUUGUAAAAAUAUGUCUAUAACAUGUAAAUAUUGGUCUGUACAAGUGAUUCGAAGAAUUUUUGAUUUUCUUAUUUAAAUAUGCUCCCAAUCAAUCGAAAUGGUUUUUAGAUUUUUAAAUCAGUUCAAUGUGAUUUACAUAAUAUACAGACCAGCAAGGUCGCCAUCCAACCAUAUUUUUUCAGUACUUCAUAGUAUGUUUGUAGUUUUCUCCAUCCUUUUAGCAUAUUCUCACUAAUUUACGAGUGUGAGGUGGAUGUAAACUACCUGGUUGGUAUUCGUACGUCAACUCCAAAUAACAUAACGUAGUUCAGAAUCGUUCUCACCUGCGCAGAUACGUUCAAUUUUUAUCUCGCUCACAGUUUUAAGUUUAAACAUAACUUACAUUCCUUUCCACUCUAUCUUUGAACAGUAUUCUCAAUAUUUAGUUGUUCUUUCUAUCGUUGCUACUUCAUUAUUUGUUAUCCCUUUUUCAAUUUACAUUUAUACUUUGAAUUCAUCUCGUUGUAUCCAUGUGGUAUGGCAAUUUAAGCCGUCGCACAUGUUUUCAAGGCUCCAUGUUGAUGAUAACUAAAUGAAAUUAUAAGUUUAAUAAAAAAAGGUUGGAUUUUGUAAAACUAAAUUUGUUUGCUUUAUUCUCCAUUGGUUCUGCUUAAUAUUAUUUUUGUGCUUUGUUAUACAUUUACAUUAUCCUCGAUAUUUGUUUUUUUCUGUUCAGUGUUGCGAGAAUUGAGUUUGAAUAUGGCGACGUUGAUCGUGGAAUACGCUUACUACAAGAACAAUUAACUGUUCAUCCUAAACGUAAACUUCUAUAUGAAGAAUGUAUCAAAUUAUUAAUAAUGAAUGGCAAAAUUAAAGAAGCCAGAACUGUUCAACAGCAAGCUGAGAAAAAUUUAAAACCUGUCCAAUGUACCACUUUAAAUUCGUUGUUUGAAGGUCAAGUGACAUGUUGAACAAAUUUAUCCUAUAUAUCAGAUUUUCUCAAAUAAAUUGUUCUCUCAUUUUGUAAUACUACUAACAUUGUGAAUAAAAUCUUUGUA